AUGUCCUCCGACGCCUCCCUCUACGGAAUCCGCAAACCCAAAUCCCAACCCAAACAACUCUCCUCCUCCACCUCCCUAGCCUUCACAUCCACCCUCUCCUCCCUCCUCUCCACCCCCAGCACCCGUCCCACACACGGCCGCCCCCGUCCCUCCAAAACCCCCAAAGACGACAUCUUCUCCACACACAACCGAAACACCAAGAAGCGCGCGCUCGCGGACCUCGAAUCUGAUGACGAUGAAGCGACACGCAGUCGCGGUCGUAAAAGAGAGAAUCUGGGGGAGGUAAAUGAUACGCUCCUCCAUUUGAGUAACAAGAAGUUGGAGAGGAAGGCGAGGCUGUAUAGGGAGAUGAAGAGGGGGGAGUAUAUUGUAAGAGAAGGGGAGCCGGGGGAGGAUCUGGUGGAUUUUGAUAGGAAGUGGGUGGAAGGGGGGGAACGGGAGGGGAAUUCUUCGUCGGACUCGGAGGGUGGGGAUGAGGGGGGAGAGAUCGUGGAUUAUGAGGAUGAGUAUGGACGGCUAAGGAGGGGCACGAAAGCCGAUGCGGAAAGAAUGGAAAGGAGGAAACUUAACAAGGUCCUUAGAGAGGAAGAGCUGGAUCGGAUUUCGGCCCGUCCUUCUAUGCCUGAGAAACUUAUUUAUGGCGAUACGGUACAGACACAGGCGUUUAAUCCUGAUGCGCCCGUGUUGGAGAAGAUGAAAGAGCUAGCGGGUAUGGAGGACUUGGCUACAGAACCGCCGCCGCAGCUGCAUUACGAGGCCGAUAAGGAGUUUCGGAUUAAAGGUGUUGGGUUUUAUAGCUUCUCUAAGGAUGAGGCGACGAGGAAACAGGAGAUGGAGAGUUUGGAGGCGGAGAGAUUGGAGACUGAACGGAAGAGGAGGGAGAGAGAGGAGAAGAAGGAGCUGAGGAAGAGGGAGAUUGAGGAAAGGAGGAAGGCGAUUGGGGAGAAGAGGGCGAGGAAACAGGCGGAGAGUUUUUUGGAGGGGUUGGGUAACGAUCUCACGCCUUCUGUGAAGGAUUAG
This is a messenger RNA of Hymenoscyphus albidus, 1020 nucleotides long. Lineage: Eukaryota; Fungi; Ascomycota; Leotiomycetes; Helotiales; Helotiaceae. The record is from the annotation of a GenBank genome assembly.